CAGCCCCUUAUACCCCUGUGCGUUUCCAUUUGACCUCUGGGAUUUUGACCUUUUCCUGGCUGUGUUGAGCCAGAUUUACUGGGAGCGAUUCAUCGCUAGUCCCCAAGACCCCCUACGGCUGGGCACGGCAGCCCAGCCCAAACAGGUGCGGGGCUCGGGUUAGGGGGGGCCUGCAGUGCCGGAUUCGGAUUUGAAGUGAGGAGGAGUCUGGGAGGAGGGGCUAAGAAAUUGCAGAAGCAGUGUAAAAGCCGCUCCAAGCUCCUGCACGGCAGAGAGCGCCGGGAGCCCGAGGGGAGCGCAGCUUUGGAGUCCUGGCCCGUGGUCGUGCAGUCCAGGUGGCUGGAUGGCAUGCUGGACCCAAGCUCAGCUCAGCGUCCGGGCCCAAUAACGGCUUUUCCAAGGAAGCAGCUUUCAGUCCCGGCCACACCGAGGUGCAGAGCGUAAUGUCCAUGUUGUCCUACACUCUGAUCACAGCUCUUCUGAUCGGCGCCCAGGCAGACACGCAGGCAGAGAGCAAUGUCCCCGCAGGGCACGCCGUCCCCCAAGCCCACUGGACGAGCCUCCAACACUCCUUGGACACAGCCCUCCGCAGAGCCCGCAGCGCCCCAGCCCGGGCAAUAGCUGCCAGGGUGGCAGGGCAAAUGCGCAACAUCACAGUGGACCCCAAACUUUUUAAGAAGCGGCGACUGCGUUCACCUCGUGUGCUGUUCAGCACCCAGCCCCCACCCGUCGCUGCAGACGCCCAGCAUCUGGACUUCGAAGCCGUUGGUGUGGCCUCCUUCAACAGGACUCACAGGAGCAAGCGAUCCACGUCCCACCCCAUCUUCCACAGAGGGGAGUUCUCCGUGUGCGACAGCAUCAGUGUGUGGGUGGGGGAUAAGACCACGGCCACGGACAUCAAGGGCAAGGAGGUGAUGGUGUUGGGAGAGGUGAACAUCAAUAACAGUGUGUUCAAACAGUACUUUUUUGAGACCAAGUGCCGGGACCCCAACCCUGUGGACAGCGGGUGCCGGGGCAUUGAUGCUAAGCACUGGAACUCGUAUUGCACCACGACACACACUUUCGUCAAGGCGCUGACCAUGGACGACAAGCAGGCUGCCUGGCGGUUUAUCCGGAUAGACACGGCCUGUGUGUGUGUGCUCAGCAGGAAGACUGGGAGGCGAGCCUGACCACACACCAGCCCCCACCCACCCCCACCUCCCCUCCACACUCUUCUGGGCCCCUCCCUACCUCAACCUGUAAAUUAUUUUAAGUUAUAAGGACUGCAUGGUAAUUUAUAGUUUAUACGAUUUUUUAAAAAAUCAUUAUUUAUUAAAUUUUUGGAAGCAUCCUGUGCGCUGGCACUCCAGUCAUUUUCCCCAGGGUGACCAUCUGCAAGUCUGGGGUCCACGCAGGGUGCACUGUCCACAGCAGUGCCCCUCAGGCCUGCCUGUCACCCUCAGCCCACCCCUUCCGGCACUACAACUUCAGGGAAGGCUCACUGGUUUGAGCUGUUAGCCUAAACUGGGUGUGAUUAGGAAGGGAGGUCUGUGGGAUUGCAACUUUGUUCUGCAUUCCAGAGCGAAAGCUGCCUAAUCCUUGGAUUACCUGCCCCCCAGCCUGGAUCCACGAGCCUUGAUUGCUCCAUUUGGGAAGUUAGUGGGGCCUCAUCAGAAGGCUCGGUCCUGGAGCGACCGGCUCAUUCUCUGUAGACAGGAGGAGACUAGCACCAAGGACCUGUGAGCUGAUUUGCUUCUAACGGAUGAUCUUUUUGCUGAAAAGCUAUCUGGCAGAGCUGUAACAAAAUAAUCACAUGAGGCUUGUCACGGUAGAUCUGAUUUCAUGUUAAGAUUGCCCGAGUACUAAUGGCUGGUUCUCUGGUUUAUCCUCGGAGGCUCCCUACAGAAAGACUUCAUUACCCAAGGAAAUAUUAGGGCCUCCAACACUCUUGCUACCCGCUAAUGGGCUCACAGCAACUUCAAAUGUCAGCCCAGAUGCAGGUGAGCCAGAGACCUGCCCUGAAAAAUAAUUGAAAAUCUCUUAAUUCUAAUUGGGUGAUUUCCACAAGUGACCAAAGGUGGACAGGGUCAUGGGACCCUCAGAGAGAUGGUGGGGAGAGGAAAGACAAAGAUAAAUGGAGUGAAAGCC
Phyllostomus discolor (pale spear-nosed bat) is the source of this 2127-nucleotide messenger RNA. RefSeq names its product nerve growth factor (gene NGF). Gene Ontology annotation, molecular function: growth factor activity; nerve growth factor receptor binding. Bases 444 to 1169 code for a protein of 241 amino acids. The transcript has 3 exons. NCBI's taxonomy places the organism in Eukaryota, Metazoa, Chordata, Mammalia, Chiroptera, Phyllostomidae. Gene Ontology annotation, biological process: nerve development; positive regulation of peptidyl-serine phosphorylation; positive regulation of collateral sprouting. The record is from RefSeq and is a predicted model, not a curated record.